Messenger RNA from Cryphonectria parasitica EP155, 11397 nucleotides. RefSeq lists its product as uncharacterized. Lineage: Eukaryota; Fungi; Ascomycota; Sordariomycetes; Diaporthales; Cryphonectriaceae. Gene Ontology annotation, biological process: secondary metabolite biosynthetic process; fatty acid biosynthetic process. The record is from RefSeq and is a predicted model, not a curated record. Gene Ontology annotation, molecular function: phosphopantetheine binding; fatty acid synthase activity. The annotation marks the transcript as partial. The transcript has 13 exons.
AUGCUCGGAUCUGGAGAGCCCAUCGCCAUAAUCGGCACUGGGUGCCAAUUCCCUGGCGGCGCAAGCACGCCCUCGAAACUCUGGGACCUCCUUCGUGAACCCCGAGACCUGCUGAAGCCCUUGGAAGAUCGAUUUAACGCACAAGGUUGGCAUCACGACAGUGGGAAAUAUCAUGGACAUUGCAACGUCAAAGAGUCUUACCUGCUCGACGGAGAUGGAGUGCACCGUCUCUUCGAUGCACAGUUCUUCGGCAUCAAUGCGGUUGAGGCCAACACUAUGGACCCGCAGAUGCGUCUCCUGCUUGAGACAACCUAUGAGGCACUUGAGGCGGCUGGUCAGCCUGUGGAGGCCCUUCGGGGCUCUGACACAGCCGUAUACAUUGGCAUGAUGGGAAACAGUUACAAGACGGUGAUGGAACGGGACCUGGAUAGCAUUGGGACUUACCAUGUCAGUGGCGUUGCGCGUGCCAUGAUGUCGAACAGGUUAUCUUAUUUCUUUGAUUGGCAUGGGCCUUCCUUCUCCAGCCUGAUCGCCGUCCAUCAGGCCGUUGAGCAACUUCGCUCUGGCAGAUCUCACGUGGCGGUAGCCGCCGGCUCGAACCUCCUCCUCGAUUCACCGGAUUACGUCGGGAUGAGCAAGCUUGAGAUGUUGUCUCACGAGAGCCGCUCACGAAUGUGGGACCAAGAUGCUAACGGCUAUGCCCGAGGGGAAGGGGUUGCAGCCGUAGUGCUCAAGCCUCUGAGUGCUGCCAUUGCGGAUGGUGACCAUAUCGAGUGCAUUAUCCGGGAGACUGCCACAAAUCAAGAUGGUAGAACGCCAGGCAUUACGAUGCCCAGCGCUACUGCUCAGGCACAGCUCAUGCGCGACUGCUACUCGCGUGCAGGACUCGAUCCCACUGACCCAGCCCAGCGCCCUCAAUACUUUGAGGCUCAUGGCACCGGAACUCAGGCGGGGGACCAUGUAGAAGCCCAAGCCAUCACGACGGCCUUUUUCCCUGGACAGAGCAGCACGCGGCACAAACCCAGUUGCCUCUUUGUUGGGGGCGUAAAAACCGUCAUAGGACACUCUGAGAGCGUUGCCGGCCUGGCAGGGCUCAUCAAGACGUCUUUGGCCCUGCAACACGCCCUGAUCCCGCCGAAUCUCAUGUUCAAUCACAUCAGCCCCAAGGUGGAGCCAUUCUAUGCAAACCUCCAGAUUCCCACAUCAGCUGUCUCGUGGCCGGUCAUAGGUGAUGGGGUACCCCGAAGGGCCAGUUUGAACAGCUUCGGUUUCGGCGGCAGCAAUGCCCACGCCAUCCUCGAGAGUCACACGCCGGACAGACCGACACCAGGCAGUGUGAAGUUGACAUCGUUCACCGCUUUGUCCUCAAAUCUGGCCGCUGUCUGCGAGCACCUAUGGACAGAUGGGGCGCAUACGAGUAUGCGUGACUUGGCUUUGACGCUGCAUGCUCGCCGGUCCCGGCUCCCAUAUGGCACUGCCAUAGCUGCAAACACUGUCGAGGAUCUUUGCAACAAGCUGCAAGAUAAAUGCUCGAAUAGUUCCCGACAGCCGGUGGGCAUACGGUCUUUCCAACGGCCGGGAGAUCAGAAGCACAAGAUUCUCGGUAUCUUCACUGGCCAAGGGGCACAAUCGCCUCACAUGGGAGCAGCCUUAAUUCAGUCGUCUGAAAAGUGUCGCUCUAUCAUCGACAAGCUCGAGAGGCGUCUCUCUACCCUCCCCGCGGAAGAUCGACCGGCCUGGUCGCUGAAGACGGAGCUUCUGAACGCCGACGCCGUGAGCAUCAGCCGAGCUACGUUGUCACAGCCACUGUGCACAGCAUUGCAGAUCAUGCAGGUCGACCUCCUGCGCGCAGCGGGCGUCCAGUUCUCGGCAGUAGUUGGCCACUCCUCGGGCGAGAUUGGUGCAGCAUACUGUGCGGGCUGGAUCUCGGCUGAAGACGCCAUCUGCAUCGCAUACUAUCGAGGCUUGCACUCUCACCUUGCGGUCGGCUCCAAGGGGCAACGGGGUGCUAUGUUGGCUGUGGGAACGUCCUCUGAGGACGCCCAAGAGCUUUGUGACGAGGAUGAGUUCCAGGGACGGGUAUCUGUGGCGGCAGUCAACUCCACCGCCAGUGUCACGCUGUCUGGUGACGACGAGGCUAUUGAGGAGAUCAAGAUUAUUUAUGAAGAUGAGAAGAAGUUUGUGCGGCGCCUGAAAGUCGACAAGGCUUACCAUUCCCAGCAUAUGGUCCCGUGCUCCAGAGCCUACCUCCGUUCUCUCCAGGCGCUCGAUAUCCAGGUUCAUGAGGCCAGGGUACCUUGGUUUUCAAGCGUCGCGGGAGGAACAUUGAUGGGAUCUGACAUGGCCUCUAGGCUGGCAGGCCCGUACUGGAAUGACAACAUGGUACAAACAGUAAAGUUCAUGCAAGCCAUAGAGGGUGCUUGGACAUCACAAGGCCCGUUCGAUAUGGCGGUGGAAAUCGGACCUCACCCGGCUCUGAAAGGACCCGCACUUCAGACAAUCCAGGACAUAUCCACCGCCAACCUGCCAUACACGGGGGUUCACUACAGAGGCGAGAAUGCCGUUGAGUCGUUUGCCAACGCUCUUGGUCAAAUCUGGACUCAGCUGGGUACAGUCGACCUCCUAGGCUUCGACACCUUCAUCACCGGCCGUCCUGGCUAUGAAUUCGUGACGGGUCUGCCAAAGUACGCUUGGGACCAUGAAAAGGAGUACUGGCACGAGUCGAGAUACGGAAGGGCUGUUCGCACAAGAUCAGACCCAGUUCACGAAUUGCUCGGCCACCUCACGCCAGACUCAACGGAACAGGAGAUGCGAUGGAGGAAUAUCCUCUGCCCCAAGGAGCUGCCCUGGCUGAAGGGCCAUGCCCUGCAAGAACAAGUAGUCUUCCCUGCUGCUGGGUAUGUUGUUGCGGCGGUCGAGGCUGCGGCGGCGAAAGCACGCUCACAAGGUCUGUCGGCUACCCUUAUCGAGGUUCUCGAUCUUGACAUCGGCAAGGCUUUGGCCUUUGACUCAGACGACACACAGAUGGAAACAAUCACAUCGAUGGCAGACAUCCCGCAGCACGGCCCUACCAAGACUAUUGAGGCGAGUUUCCGAUUUCAUGCAGCCCAAACGACGCAAAAGGGUCCACUGAAUCUCCUUGCAAGCGGACAUGUACGGGUCUCUCUAGGCGACGGAGACGAGUUUGUCCUUCCACCCAGGGGCCAGUCUGAACAUGACGCUUAUAACGUCGGCACUUCAGAGUUCUACGACUCGCUUGCCAAUCUCGAGUACCAGUACGAUGGACCGUUCCGCGCUCUCUCCGGGCUCAGGAGGAAACUCGGGUUUGCCACGGGUUUCAUAAGCAACGAACCGACGCGAAUGCUGAUCCACCCUGCCGUUCUCGACGCUGCCUUCCAGUCUGUCCUGCUCGCCCAUUGUGCUCCUAACAGCGGCGGCCUCUGGUCUCUCCAUGUCCCCAAAACAAUCCGGGCCGUCAGGGUGAACCCUCACCUCUGCCUGGCCAACACGAGGGACGGCCGGAUCCCGUUCGACUGCAUGCAGCCCGAAGCUAUGGAUGCUCUGGAGGGUGAUGUAGGGCUCUUCGCCGCCCAUGGCUCCCAGCAUGCCAUGGUACAGGUCGAAGCCCUUCAAUGUGUACCUUUUGCGAGAGCCAAAGCCCAGGAUGACAGAGAGUUGUUCGCAGUGACAGUCUGGGAUGUCGCUGUCCCAGAUGCAGAGAAAGUUGCUUACGACGGCGAGCCGACGACCGAGCAAGUCGAGGUUGCUCGCAUUAUGGAACGCAUGGCAGUUUUCUUCCUCCGUCAACUCGACUGUGGGGUCCCAAGGGACAGUCCGGCCAGAUUCACGGGCGCAUACCCUUACUACUUUGAAUUUGCGACCCAUAUCAUCUCUCUCGCCAAAGACGGCAAGCUGCCCCUCUGGUCCUCGGAAUGGGAAAACGACACUCUAGACCAACUGUCUGCGGCGUACGAGCCUCAUCUGCACUCUACGGAUGUCAGGCUUCUCAAAGCUGUUGGGGAGAACAUCAUAGACAUCGUGACCGGCCGUAAGCAAGCCAUCGAGGUCGGCAUGAGAGAUGGCAUGCUGUCGCAAUUCUACGAGCAUGCUAUCGGCAUGCAGGAGAAUACGAGAUACCUGGCUCGUCUAGUCAAACAAGUUGUCCAUCGCUAUCCUCAUUUGAACGUGCUUGAGGUUGGCGCAGGCACUGGAGGGGCUACCAAGGCUGUUUUCCAGGAGAUUGGACGCACGUUCUCUACGUAUACAUUCACCGACAUAUCGUCUGGCUUCUUUGAGUCCGCAAAGCAAGUGUUUGCCCCUUUUGUCGACAAGAUGACCUUCAAGGUGUUGGAUAUCGGCAAAGAUGCAAGACAGCAGGGCUUCAGUGAGCACUCUUACGAUCUCAUAGUGGCUUCUGCGGUCCUCCACGCAACGCCGAAUCUCCAGGACACACUGAGGAACGUGCGACGCCUGCUCAAACCAGGCGGGUUUCUGGUCGUGCUCGAGCUGCAAUUUGAUAAUCUCGCACGUAUGGGAACCAUCUUUGGGGCCUUCCCUGGCUGGUGGCUCGGUGCUGCUGAGGGCCGCACUCUGUCACCCUGCGUAGACCUGGCGCAAUGGGAUCACCUGCUCCGAAACACGGGUUUUUCAGGUUGCGAUACUGUGGCACCGGUCAGGAAUAGCCUCGUCAUGCCGCCUGUGGCAGUCAACGGCAAUAUUAAUUUCCUCCGAGAUCCUUUAUCUGCGCCCGUAUCGCCUCUCGGGGAGGACGCUCUGAUGGUCCACCAAGACCUGUUGCUGCUCGGCGGAAGCAGCCUUCUGACAUCCAGGCUCGUGGGACAGCUCAAGUCCGUCUUAGGUCAUUACUGGAGAGCCAUAAAGACAGCUCGCACGCUGUCCGAUGUGGUCUCCAUGAAGAUCAGCUCCAACACGACUGUCAUGGGUCUCGUCGAGCUCGACGGUCCUGUGUUUGAGGACCUCAACAAUUCCGACUGGGAAGCACUCAAGACUCUGCUCCACGAUGCAGGCACGAUCCUUUGGGUAUCGAGAGGUCGCCGUGCCGAAAACCCCUACGCAAACAUGCUCGUUGGUCUUGUCCGCUCGGCAAGGAAAGAGAUCCCGACAUUGGAUAUCCAGUGCUUCGACGUCGAGGCGGAGUCAGCGCUGAACACGCGCCAGCUCGCCGAGACGCUGCUGCGGUUGAGAGCCACGACCAUGUGGCAGCGCCGGGAUGGACAGGAGAGCAUGCUCAUGACUGUGGAGCCAGAGCUGAUACAGGACCAGAGCGGCUCGCUGAUUAUUCCUCGCGUGAUCUCAAGCCAGGAGAUGAAUGACUGGUACAACUCUCUGCAGCGGCCAAUCUCGAAACCAGCAAGUAUUCAGGAUGAUCAAGAAAAUGUUGGCAUCAUGGUGGAUGACGGACAGGGUGUUUUCCUUCGACAAGAACCGAUGCCACAAGGCGGGGAACAGCGUCGCAUCCGCGCCACGCAUUCUUUGUGCUCGGCUGUUCGAGUGGCCAGGCUUGGCUUCAUGCAUCUCAUCCUUGGACAGGAGUGCUUGUCUGGGGAUCAGGUCGCGGUUCUCUCAAGCAAGCAUACACUGAUGUUCGACUCCGACAGAGGGCUUGCCAUGCCGGUGGUUGUAGAAAAAGGCCAGGAGGCUGCGUUCGUGACCUUGCUGGCUCACCAUCUUCUCUCGAGCAUGAUUCUUGAGGAUCUGGCCGAAGAAGAAGUCGUGAUUAUUCAUGAGCCGAAGAAGGACUUCGCCGUCGUGGUAGCAGAGGAGGCUGAGCGACGUGGAGUCCUGGUCCAGUUCACCAGCAGCUCGACGACCGCGUCCGAGCCUGGCUGGUAUAGUAUCCACCCAGCAUCCCCAGAUCGUGUCAUUAAUGCCAUGAUUCCUGCGAACACGGCCGCGUUCCUCGACCUCAGCGGAGACGAUGCCAAUACCUUGGCUGGAGCCCGCCUGCGCUCGCUACUCCCCAGCUACUGCCGCCAAUGUAGCAUGAGAAACAUGUUUUCUGCAUGUACAACUUGGGCGCCACACGGGAGACAGCUACAAAUCGUUCAGACUCGGCUGCGAGACUGUGUAUCCCGUGCCUCUGCGCAUCUAGCGGGUCCCGGCAUCUCAACCACCACCACAGUGUGUUUAGACGCACUCGCCCAAACAUCCCACAAUGACCCUCCACGCCUAUCACCGCUGAGUGUCAUAGACUGGUCUCGCCCUGCCUCACAGAUACCGGUUCAGGUGCAGGAUGCUGGCUCGCAGGUCCGCUUUUCGAGCUCCAAGACGUAUUGGUUGGCGGGCCUCAGCGGUGGUCUUGGACUGCUACUCUGCGAGUGGAUGGUGCGGCAGGGGGCAAAGUAUGUUGUCAUCUCCAGUCGAAGGCCAAAGGUCGCAGAGUCGUGGUUAGCUAAGAUGCGAUCCGUUGGCGCCCACGUCAAGGUCUUUGCAUGUGACAUAACCGACAAGGCGGCAGUCUCUGAACUUUACAGCACCAUACAAUCGACCAUGCCCGUCAUUGCCGGAGUGUGUCAGGGUGCAAUGGUUCUCAAUGACACCACAAUCCGAGAUAUGUCACUCGAGGCCCUUGUCAAGGUGACAAGGCCGAAGGUGGAGGGCAGUCUGCACCUUGGCCAGCUCUUCCAGGGAACGGAGAACCCGCUCGAGUUCUUCAUAUUCUUCUCCUCUGCAGGGUCAGUCCCCGGCCAGCCCGGCCAAGGAAACUAUGCGGCUGCGAACCUGUUCAUGACGGCGCUCGCAGAACGGCGCCGUCGACAGGGCCAGGCUGCCUCAGUCAUGCACCUUGGUCCUGUGUUUGGGGUCGGGUACAUCACCCAGCAGGGGGCACACGCCGAGGUCAAGUCCGUGGCUCACGUCUGGGUUCCCAUCUCCGAGCAAGUCGUCUGCCAGCACUUUUCAGCCGCCGUCAUCGCAGGACGUCCUGGGUCCUCGCCCAGACCCCUCGAGACGACGACUGGCUUGGCCAAAGUCGCGUUUCCUCAGGACGCCGGUCCGUUCAUGAGCCAUUACACGCAGGAUCGGGCCACCUGCACCAUGGACGUCUCCAAAGACCGAUCCAAGGUUCCGCUGCAGACACAGCUCGCAGAAGCGCAGGGCCGUGGCCAAGUGGCCCGCAUCAUCCGAGAGGCCUUCCUGCUCAAGCUGAGCAUACUGCUGCAGUCUGACCUGGCCAAGCUGGAACAGGCCGACCCAGCCAGCCUGCGUCUGGACGAGAUGGGACUCGACUCUUUGAUGGCCGUGGAGAUCCGCGGCUGGUUUGUCAAGACGCUUCAGGUCAACAUACCCGUGCUCAAACUCUUGAGCGGGGCUCUGGUCUCUGAGCUCGUCGAUAUCUCGGUCGACACCAUGCCGCGGACGCUGGUCCCGAAUAUCGACGACGAUGCUCCUGAUCUGGCCACAGCGAAGCCAAUCCGUCCGCCUACUCCCUUUACUCCUCCGGUUGGACAAGCUGAGGAGAAGGAUCUGCUGGCAUCGGUACCUUGGCCUGGACUGGAGAGGGUUGUGCGCCUGUCGUUCAGCCAAAGCCUCUUCUGGUUCUCUGCCGCCUUCUCAGACAACCCGGCGAACCUCAAUCUCACAGCCACGUUUCGGCUGACGGGGAAGAUGCGCGUGGAGGACUUGAAGAGGGCGGUCCUGGCGCUUGGCCAGCAGCACGAGUCUCUCAGGACAAGGUUCGUCGCCAGUGACUCCGAGCCGAAACAAGGCAUCAUGAAAUCGACUGCCCUGCGUCUUGAGCAUUACACAAUCCGGGACGAUCGCGAGGUUGAUCUCUACACCAACGACAUACACAGCCACGUCUACGAUCUCGAGAGUGGCAAGACUGUGCGCCUGGCCUUGGUGUCCAGAUCGGCAACACAGCACUUCUUCAUCAUUGGUGUGCAUCACCUUGCCAUGGAUGGCGCGUCCUUUCAGCCUCUGAUGAGAGACCUCUUGAGCCACUACACGCAGAGACACCAGGAGAUCAGAACAAUGCAGUACGCGGACUUCUCCGAACACCAGCACAGCACGCUCGCAUCUGGUGGCUUCAAGGACGAGCUCGACUUCUGGAGGACGGAGCUCGCCGAUCUGCCGCCGACGCUUCCCAUCCUGCGGAUGUCGACGCUUGCCUCGCGACCAAAACUGCAGGCAUAUGGAAACAAGGCUGUGGACAUGUGGAUCAAGCCAGACACCAAGGUGCGGAUACAGGCUCUCUGCCGCAGAUGUCGAGCCACCCCCUUCCACUUCUACCUCGCUGUCUUUAGGGUGCUGCUCUGGAGAUACAGCGGGGCGGAGGAGUUCUCCAUCGGCAUUGGAGAUGCGAACAGGACUGAAGAUGCUCUCAUGGACACUAUUGGUGAUCUUGUCAACAUGCUGCCGUUGGUCUUCCAAACGCAGGGUGCUGUGCAGUUUGACGCACUGGUGCAAGAGACGCGGGCCAAGACUCACUCGGCGUUGGCAAACUCCCGAGUGCCCUUCCAGCUUCUGUUGAAGGAACUGGGUGUUUCACGAUCCGCAGUAACCACGCCCAUCUUCCAGGCCUUCAUAGACUAUCGACUGGGCCGAGGAGAGACGAUGCGCUGGGGGGACUGUGAGCUGGAGCUACAACAGUUUCGCCCCUCGAAGCUGGCGUACGACGUGGCAAUGGACAUUGUUGAUAAUGCUGACGGAGACUGUCACCUCACGUUUGUAGUGCGCGAUGAUCUCUACAGCCAAGAGGACGUGGAGCAGCUUGCCAAGAGCUACGUCCUGCUCGCCAGCGCGUUCGCCUCACAACCAGACAAAGCUCUCAAGGAAGUGGACAUCUUUGAUGAGGUUGAGAUCGAGGAGGCCCUCAACCUGGGCAGAGGCCCGCUCUACCAGUCUCGCCAUUGGGGCACGACGGCCAUUCACCGGAUCGACGACAUGGCCGACAAGUACUCUGGGAGGACAGCUGUGAUCUCCGAGGACGGCAGCACGGAAACAUACGAGAGCAUCGUUCACCACAAUGUCCACAGGAUCGCCUCAGCGCUCCUUGCUGCUGGCGUCACGCAGGGAUCGCGGGUCGCCGUGCUCCAAGAGGUCACUCCUGGCUGGGUGUCGUCCAUCCUCGCCAUCAUGCGCGUCGGCGCCACAUACUUACCGCUUGACGUAGGCACACCCUGGGCUCGACUCUCUGCCAUGGUUCAGGACGCCCAGCCCCAGGCCGUGCUUGUGGAUGCGUUCACCCGGCACAAUGUGGGCGAGCUGCAGCGCAAUGGCCUCCAAGUCGUCGAUGUCUCAAGUCUGGGUCCUGGACAGCAAGUCCCCAUCUCGGCCACUUCGGACGGGGUGGCAACCAUUCUGUACACCAGCGGGUCCUCAGGAACCCCCAAGGGCAUCGUGCUGCGUCACCGCGGCGUCAGCUCCUGGCUAGAGCCCUGUGGGAUGCUGUACGGCUUCAGACCCAGCGGCGAGGUGGUCCUGCAGCAGAGCUCGCAGGGCUUCGACAUGUCGCUGAUGCAGAUCCUCACGGCCCUGUGCUUUGGAGGCAGCGUGGUGCUGCUCCCCAGGAGGCUCCGCGGCGAUGCCCGCGCCAUCAGCGACAUCAUCACCCGUCACGGCAUCACGCACACUUUUGGCACGCCCUCCGAGUACCUCAGCUGGCUCCGAUACGGCGACUCCGAGGCGCUGAGGACGUCCUCGUGGAAGACGGCGCUGGUAGGAGGCGAGGUGCUCGCGCAGGCGGUGCUGAUGGAGUUUGCGGCGCUCGACAAGGCGGACCUGCGCUUCCACCACAUGUACGGGACCACCGAGUCGACGUUCUGCGCGACGGUCUCGGAGCUCGAGUACACAAGAGAGCUAUCGAAACCAACAGCGUCUGGUGUGUCGCAGCCUGGCUAUGCCGCGGGCGUCGCGCUGCCCAGCUACAGCGUGUACAUCCUCGACGAGCAGAAGCGGCCUCUGCGCGCCGGCAUGCAGGGCGAGAUCUACAUUGGCGGCGCUGGCGUCGGCGACGGCUAUCUCAACAUGCCACGCCUGACUGCGGAGACGUUCCUGGCAGAUCCAUUCGCCACGGCAGACGACCUGGCCCGAGGCUGGACGAUGAUGCAGCGCACAGGCGACCUCGGCCGGUGGUCUCGAGCCGUGCACCACGGCGCCGUGCUGGUCGAGGGCCGCAUCUCGGGCGACACGAUGGUCAAGCUGCGUGGCCUGCGCGUCGACCUGCGAGAGGUGGAGGGCGAGAUCCUCCGCGCCGGGGCUGGCAUGCUCGCCGAGGCUGUGGUGUCGAUCCUGCGCGCCUCGGCCGACACGCCCGAGUUCUUGGUGGCCCAUGUCGUCCCUGGCCCUCUCCUUGCGCAGGAGAAGGGUUCCCUGGAGCUGCACUUGCCCCUGAUGUCUUCUGGCAAGCUGGAUCGCAAGGCAGUUGCUGCGCUGCCGCUGCCCAAGGACGAAUCCGAGGCCGAUGGUGUCGUCGUGCUGCUGACGGCCACGGAGGAGAAGCUCAAGGCCGUCUGGGAGGAUGUCCUCUCGCACGACCUCGCCAGCGUGCACAGCAUCACUCCGGAUACGGACUUUUUCCACAUUGGCGGCACAUCGCUCGUGCUCCUUCAUCUGAGAGAGACCAUCCAGACGCGGUUCGGAGUUGCUCUGAGCCUGGUGGACCUCUUUGAGGCGAGCGUGUUGUCGAGCAUGGCCCAUCGCAUCCAGGGCCAGGUCGAUGCGGCGGAGGUCAUUGACUGGGAGGAGGAGACGGCGCUGCGUCCUUGCAUGGCACAGCUCGACAGUGCUCUGCUCCAACACGUGCCGCCGUCUCAGAGCAGGGUGGUCAUCCUCACGGGCGGCUCAGGCAACCUAGGCAAAGGGCUCAUCCGCGCCAUGAUAGCAGACCCAACCAUCAAGGAGAUCCACUGCCUCGGCGUGCGCAAUGCAGCCAAGCGCACCGACAUGCAGGGCCUCGAAAAAGUCACUCUGUACGAGGGCGAUCUGCAGCAGCCUCGCAUCGGGCUGGCCGAGUCCGUGCUCCACGAUCUGUUCAGCCGCGCAGACCUGAUCAUCCACAACGGGGCCGACAUCUCGUACAUGAAAACAUACCCGUCCCUACGACAGUCCAACUUUUUGGUCUGCAAGGACCUCAUCCAGUGGAGCCUGCCGAGGAUGGUCCCGUUCCACUUCAUCUCGAGCGCGGGCGUCGGCAACUUUGCACCACCCGGCGCGCCCCUCUACGCGUCGUCCCUGGCCGCCUCGCCGCCGCCCACGGACGGGUCGCACGGCUACACGGCCGGCAAGUGGGCGAGCGAGGUGUUUCUCGAGAAGCUGGCGGCAAGACACCCGCGCUGGCCGGUCUGCGUGCACCGCCCCACGCUCAUCCUCCGGGACGACAUCCCGGCGCUGGAUGGGGCGCACAACCUCCUCGGGUACUCGCGCAGGAUGGGCGCG